Molecule: messenger RNA, 1793 nt
Organism: Mandrillus leucophaeus (drill)
Lineage: Eukaryota; Metazoa; Chordata; Mammalia; Primates; Cercopithecidae
Product: PRAME family member 1
Exons: 4
Coding region: 92-1516 (474 amino acids)
Biological process (GO): negative regulation of apoptotic process; negative regulation of DNA-templated transcription; negative regulation of cell differentiation
Cellular component (GO): cytoplasm
Source: RefSeq, a predicted model, not a curated record
AGCCCUGGAGCUACUGCUUGGUUCUCUGAGAGGUCCCAGAACUCUGCCAAGUGAGUCCAGCUCUGAGUGUUUUCCUUGCAAAUCCAUCAGGAUGAGCAUCCGGGCCCCACCCAGACUCCUGGAGCUGGCGGGGCAGAGCCUGCUGAGAGACCAGGGCUUGGCCGUCUCUGCCAUGGAGGAGCUGCCCAGGGUGCUCUAUCUCCCACUCUUCAUGGAGGCCUUCAGCAGGAGACACUUCGAGGCUCUGACGGUGAUGGUGCAGGCCUGGCCCUUCACCCGCCUCCCUCUGGGAUCGCUGAUGAAGACGCUUCAUCUGGAGACUUUAAAAGCGUUGCUGGAAGGGCUUCAUAUGGUGCUUACACAGAAGGAUCGCCCCAGGAGGUGGAAACUUCAAGUUCUGGAUUUGCGGGAUGUUGAUGAGAAUUUCUGGGCCGUACGGCCUGGAGCCUGGGCCCUGUCCUGCUCCCCAGAGGCCACGAGUAUGAGGCAGACAGCAGAGGACUGUCCGAGGAUGGGAGAGCACCAGCCCUUGAAGGUGUUCAUAGACAUCUGCGUCAAGGAAAUACCUCAGGAUGAAUGCCUGAGAUACCUCUUUCGGUGGGUUUACCAAAGGAGAGGUUUAGUACACCUGUGCUGUAGUAAGCUGGUGAAUUAUCUAACGCCGAUUAAAUAUCUCAGAAAGUCUUUGAAAAUAAUCCACCUGGAUAGUAUUCAGGAGCUGGAAAUCCGCAACAUGUCUUGGCCACGUCUGAUAAGAAAGCUUCGUUGUUACCUGAAGGAGAUGAAGAAUCUUCGCAAACUCAUUUUCUCCAGGUGCCAUCAUUACACGUCAGACAAUGACCUCGAGGGACGGUUAGUCGCCAAAUUUGGCUCUGUGUUCCUCAGGCUGGAACACCUCCAGUCGCUUAAAAUAAAAUUGGUCACCUUCUUCAGUGGACACCUGGAACAGCUGAUCAGGUGCCUCCAGAACCCCUUGGAGAACUUGGAAUUGACUUGUGGCUACCUAUUGGAAGAGGACGUGAAGUGUCUCUCCCAGUACCCAAACCUCGGUUACCUGAAGCAUCUGAAUCUCAGCUACGUGCCGCUGUUCCGCCUCAGUCUUGAGCCCCUCGGAGCUCUGCUAGAGAAAGUUGCUGCCACUCUCGAGACCCUCAUCUUGGAGGGCUGUCAGAUCCACUACUCCCAACUCAGUGCCAUCCUGCCUGGCCUGAGUUGCUGCUCCCAGCUCACCACCUUCUACUUUGGCAGAAAUUUCAUGUCUGUGGAUGCCCUGAAGGACCUGCUGCGCCACACCAGUGGGCUGAGCAAGUUAAGCCUGGAGACAUAUCCCGCCCCUGAUGAGAGUUUGAAUUCCUUGGUUCGUGUCGAUUGGGAGAUCUUCACCCCGCUUCGGGCUGAGCUGAUGCGGACACUGAGGGAAGUCAGGCAGCCCAGAAGGAUCUUCAUUGGCCCCAUCCCCUGCCCUUCCUGCGGCUCAUCACCGUCUGAGGAACUGGAGCUCCAUCUUUGCUGCUAGGGAAGGCGUGCCUAGCGGGGUAGAUCCAUCCAAAGUUCUCUUCCAGGCUCUUGGACACUAAAAUCUAGUAUGUACGUGCAAGUUAGGUUUUUUUUUUCUCUUAUUUACUUUUUUAAUAAUUCUAAAAUUUUAUUAAAGAAAAUUUGAGACAGGAUUUUGCUGUGUUGUACCAGCGGGUCUCAAACUGCUGGGUGCAUGGGAUUAUCUUGCCUCAGUCUCCUAAAGUGCUGGGAUUACUGGCAUGAAUGACUGUGACCAGGCCACAUGCAACUUACAG